GCCACGAAAAAGUUCAGUUUCAGUUUCGUUGUUGUUUGGUUUGGUUAGUUUUUAGUUGGCUAGUUGGAUCAAGACAACGCAUACUCCUACAUCGAUCGGAUCAAUACCCCCCUUACGAUAGUCCCCCAGCCCCAGUCCCCCCUAUCAGAUGCAAGCGAAUUGCAAUUGCAAUCCAACAUGUUUGAGUGAAAGACUCUAAGAAAGUGCGCGCCGAAAAGUGCAUUAAAUAGCCGUUACUUGUGGUUACCGCAAAGAACCGUUUUACCAAUUUUGAAAUGCCAAUGCCGCUAGACAAAAGCAUCAAGGAGAAGAGGAACACUGCAUCAACAGUGGCAGGAGCCGCCAUUACAAGAUAAAUUGGGGAACCAUUUAAAAGCGUAAAGCCCGUACACACACACAAACACACACAGAUAAAAACAGAUAAAGAUAAAGAGAGCAAAUAAGAAGAGAUCUCAGCGUAACGCCUACGGCAGCAAAAACGGGUGGGUGGCAGGAGGAAGGAGGAGCAACGAAAAAGCUGCUGACUACAACAAAAAUUCUCAAAUGGAGACGAAGAACCCACCCCCAGUGACGACUAGCAACUAUCACCACCAGCGGGCGCCGCGCACACCGGAAAGCUACUUCAAUGUGCCAGAGUCGGUGGCACUGCUGAAUAUUGUGAAGUCGGAGCGGAUACAGAGCGCGUUCCAGUCGAACCGGAAGAACCAUGCCAGCGUGUGGGAGAUGGUGGCCGAGGUGCUGAACCGGUUCAGUGCCCGCAAGCGGACGGCCAAGCAGUGCUGCAACCGGUACGAGAACCUCAAGAAGAUCUACACGCAGCUGAAGAAGAAUCCGGAGCGCCACGUGCGUCGCAACUGGCCGUACAUGUUCCUGUUCAAGGAGAUCGAGGAGCAGCGCGGCGAGUGCUGGGGCUCCAACGGCAAGCGCCUGGCGCUCAUCUCCAAGAAUCACAACGAGCUAUCGUACUAUCAGCGCCGACGGCAGGCAGCCGAGCUCGGCGUCCUGCUGAACAAGGACAAUCUGACGCCCCACCAGCACAGCCUGCUGCAGAGCCUCAGCCAGAGCCAUGCACACUCCACGGACUCGUCGCAGAGUGGGGCCAGCAAGCUGGAGCGCUUCCUGCCCAACCACUUUGUUGAGACGCAGCUGAGCGAGGUGCCCUGCUCCAACGGCAACGGGCUGACGGUGGGCAUGCCUGCCGGCGUCUACGACGACAACCCCAAUCCCCUUCAGCUGCAUGUGGCUGGGGCUGUGGCGGCCGCCGCUGCUGCCGCUGCCGUGGCCGCCCAGAAGCGGAGCCAUGAACUGCACCUGAGCAAUGGCGGCUGUGUCCAGCUUCCGCCGGACGAGGACGAGGACGACGAGCCACAGAAUGCUGCAUUUAAGGAUCAUCAUCAUGGACACGUCCAUGGUCUGGGGCAUGGUCUUGGCCUGGGCCAUGGUCUGGGUCAUGGUCAUAGCCAUGGCCACAUGGAUGACACAGCCGAAGCGCCCGACUACGAGAAGGACUGCAAUGGAGCCCUCAACUUGCACCAUCAGACCAAUAACAACAACGACAACAACAUAUCCAUGAAAUCGGAGCCACUUUCGGAGGGGGAGUUCAAUCCGGAUGACAUUCAGCUGAUGCAGACCAACUACAAUGGGACACAGAACUAUUACUCGCCGGGCAUGGACCAGAACAUCCUGCAUCCGGAUGUGAUCGUGGACACGGACAAUCUGUCCGACUGCAGCUCCUCCACCUCGUUGAAGAAGAGCAAGCGCAAGCUGUCCACCUCCACCGAUGGCGACAGCACCAACUACGAGCUGAUCGAGUAUUUGAAGCGGCGCGAGAAGCGCGACGAAGAACUCCUCAAGCGGAUGGAUGCACGCGAGGAGCGCUUCAUGAAUCUUCUGGAGCGGACGGUGAUUGCCAUUGAGACGCUGGCUGCGGGCAGGACGUCAGUCCCGGUGUUGGUGGCAGACACAGGCACCCAGCUGGGUACCAAAAGUCAGUCAAUAGCUCCUUCUCCCUCAGCACAGACACCACCAGCAACAGCAGCGGCAGCAGCAACAGCAGCAGCAACAAUAGCAGCAACAGGUUCACCGCUUCCGUCAACAUCCUCCAAUCAUCUGAUAGCCAAGCCCUCCGAGCAGUCCAUCCCCGUAUUGUCAGUCAAAACGUCACCCAGCCCCCGCAGUCGCAGUCCGACAUUGGAGCGGGAGGAACCAAGCAGCGCUGUUGUUGUGGUCCCCGAUGAACCGGAAGUCGAUGCUCAGGCCGAGGCACUGGCAGCGUGUGCUGCAUCUGCGGAUGCGUAGGAUAUAUAUAUAUAUAUUUGUACAUGUAUGAACGCUCUCUAGAUCUACUACUUAAUCCCCCACAAUAUCUACCAAACACCGCUCUUGAACCGGAUGGAGGAGACCCGGAUCGGAGAAAUUAGUACCAAAGACGAGCUACGUCUCGAAUUUUAAUUGAGAUUUGCAACGUUUACUUAGUGCCGCGGACGCAGCGCCAUCCCCGUUCCAUGACAGCCCAUGUGCUUAAGGAUUCCCCCGAACGGAGGAAGCCCCAAUUGGAAUAUUGCGAAUCGCAAUGUUUGUGCCAGAAAUACUAUAAUUUUAAAAUGUUUACUUAGUCUAAGUUUAAACCAGAGGAGCAGCAAGAGCGGGUGGAACUCCGCAGUAUCAUUUAGAGUAGAGUUGUUCCGGCACUGCAUCUUCGCUGCUCUUCUCCUGCUGCUGGGUCGGAUCGGCCGAUUUGCCAUGAUUUUUAGCAAUCGAAAAUUUCUAUGAUAAUCUAGUUGCGAGCUGAAAUGGGGCUCAAAUGCAUUUGUGCAGGAACUUAUAAACAUAAUAAUCUCUCUCACUCUCUAUCUCUAUUUUUUUUUGUAAUCUAGAUAAAUACACAAUUUUUCGUGAAAAAAAAAA
Molecule: messenger RNA, 2907 nt
Organism: Drosophila pseudoobscura
Lineage: Eukaryota; Metazoa; Arthropoda; Insecta; Diptera; Drosophilidae
Gene: meso18E
Product: meso18E
Exons: 5
Coding region: 544-2298 (584 amino acids)
Source: RefSeq, a predicted model, not a curated record